GAAUUUUCAGAAUGGUACCAAAUGUGCCUUGCAGAAGCUUCCAACUGCCUUUCUCUUGCCUCUGUUAUGCAAUUGUAGUCACUUCUACAGGCAUAAUCUGAGGUCCCCGGAGGCUAACGUGGCUCAAAACCACCAGCUCCAGUGGCUUGAAUUUUCCCUUUGUAUUAGGGUGGGGACGAUUUUUCAUCUCUCUCUGGAGAAAAUGGUCCUCGUCAUCUUUACAUACCAUGAGGUGGGGCCAGACCCCAGAAGGUGCACAGACAGUGCGUGCCUCUCUGCAGAAGGACCCGGUAUGCAGAAGUGGGGGUGCUGGCUCUGUCUGCCUCCACUUCCUCUUGGGCAGAAGGUGCUGGGCAUUCCUUCACGAAGUAGCCACCGCAGAAAGUCCCCGUCUUUCUCAGCCUUCCUGGGGCUCUCCGCAAGGACUCACAGUGCCACACUGGCAGCAGGCUCCUCAGAAGGGACCCUCAGGUCUGAAGGCUCAGGGGCCUUGGCAGGUGAAGUGGGGCAUGCCCCUCGGUUCCCCACUGCUAGAUGGUGGGUACUGGAAGUUCUUCCUCGGACUCACAGAGAGACUCCCGCUGUUCUUCCACACAGUUUUCCUGGAAAAGAGAACUCGUUGCUGCGCUGGAGAAAAGACCCCCACUGGUAAAGUAAGGAGCCAAGCCACUCCCGAAGAUCAUGAACUUGUCUUCCGAGCACUGCAACGCCUCAGACUGGCUGAGGCUGGAGGCAACAGUGAAGGCCUCUGUGUACCUGGUCGCCUUCUCCUUCGCCACGGCCAUCACUGUGCUGAUAAUCGCCGUGGUGUCCCAGAGCCCGAGCCUGCGGAGCGAGGCCCGAUACGUGCUCCUCUGCCACCAUCUGCUGUGCGUCUCCUCCUGCUGCGGGCUGGGGGCCGUCUUCCAGGGCCUGCGGGCACUGCGGGCCGGCAGCCCCCUGCUGCUGUGCUGGGUGGUAUUCGGGGCGCAGCUCAGCGCUGGAGAAGGGAUUCUCUUCACCCUGGCCUUGAUGGCGCUCAACACUUACGCGGUGAUUUGCUGGCCCCUGAGACCCAUGCCCUUUGUCGAUUCAGUUAAGUAUAGGAUUCUGGCUGGGGCCUGGGCAGCCGUUAUACUCAAGAAUGUUUGUUUAUUCCUCAUAGAGAGCGCCAGCCCCACUGUGGUUUCUGUUUUUAGAUCCGAGCCCCUUUGCCCUGUUAUUUUGAACGGCGCUGCUGCCAGGGCCAUUGGCAUGGUUUUCCUGUUCCUUCCGUUGUCUGUCAUUCUUGUAAGUUACUCCCUGAUAUACCAGGAAGGGAAACGUGCUGGCCAUUUUAAUAGGUCAAAUAUCAAAGCAAGGAGAACGAUCCUUGUUCAUUUAGUUCAGAUAAGCUUACAUGUGGUACCAACUCUCGUAUUCAUAGGUUUGGGGAAGCUGUGCGGGUUGUUUUACUUUGCCUUAAAUCUGGUGCUUUUCGGCGUCUUUGCCUUUGCUCAGUGCUUUAACCCUCUGAUCUACGGGCUCUGGAAUAAGGAGCUGCAGCGAAGACUGCACCACUGGGUGUGCCGCCAGCGGUGGGGUGGCCACACUGGGAAUAGCGGGGUUUAAACAGAAGCUCAGCCGUUUUGAAUCAGCAAUGCCAGUCCUGUUAGAUUCAUCAGCUGAGAGUAAGGACUUGCCUUUCACUUAACCUAAAAUUGGAGCCUUGAUUUGAUUUUAAAAGCAAUAUGAGUAAGUCAAAGUUA
Messenger RNA from Microcebus murinus (gray mouse lemur), 1727 nucleotides. Lineage: Eukaryota; Metazoa; Chordata; Mammalia; Primates; Cheirogaleidae. The record is from RefSeq and is a predicted model, not a curated record.